This is a messenger RNA of Penicillium daleae, 1308 nucleotides long. RefSeq lists its product as uncharacterized. Gene Ontology annotation, molecular function: DNA binding. Bases 1 to 1308 code for a protein of 435 amino acids. Lineage: Eukaryota; Fungi; Ascomycota; Eurotiomycetes; Eurotiales; Aspergillaceae. Gene Ontology annotation, biological process: DNA replication. Gene Ontology annotation, cellular component: nuclear origin of replication recognition complex. The transcript is spliced from 3 exons. The record is from RefSeq and is a predicted model, not a curated record.
AUGAAUAACCGGCCAGUCGAGCAGGCCUUGGGCACUCUAGUCCCGACCCAUGCUGGCGAUCUACCUCAGGAGCUUCUUAGCUUAGCUUUGAGUCUUGUUGCGCAGUCCCGUGCCUUUUCCGCCAGCUUGAAGCCCGAGGAAGAGAUCGCGCGACCUUACGCUUGCGCGGAGAUUGCUUGCAAAAGGUUGAGUCGAGCUCUCAAACUUCCUCCUCUACUCGGCCGCCCACCCUGUCCGCCGCGGGUUUACAAGAAGCUUUACACAUACCUCGACAAUUCUCUUACCGCUAGCUCAGCAAGAAUCAAGCGCUCUGCAAGUGGUUCGAUUCCUGGAACACCGGCCGCACCUACACCUCAGGGCCUUCAGAACACGCCGUCCAAGUCCACGCCGUUGAAGCGAAGCGUUAGUGUUGCGAAUAAGCUCGGCUCGCCGUCAAAAUCAGCGCGCAAAGCGGCUCCAGAACGACCCAAUGGCCUUCCCAAUUCAACAAUCAUUCCAGAUGCUCCGGCGUGGGUGAUGACCGCGAUCCGAACAGUCUGCAAGACCCUUUCGACACCUGCGCCGCGUACAACUAGCUUGUCCCGACCUCCAAUUUCAAGGACAUUGCCCCCUCACAUUUUCGCGGGUGUAUCUUCCAUCCUCUAUCUCACAGCAAGCAUGUCCAAUGACGAGGAGGGAAUGGACGAAGAGACCCUCGAUUUCCUGGAACCAAUCGUAUCCAUCCAAGGCAACGAAGACGAUUUUAAGGAACUUGUCUACGCGAUGGUCGUCGCUGUCUACUUCAUCGUCCUAGCACGCCGACGAAGCCCUGCGCCCUCGACUGACGGCGAGGUGACGAAUACAGAGGGACAGAAGAUGGACAAGAAGACAUUUACCGAGAUGCGUCAGACCGCAUUGACGAGCCUCAGUCUUCCUAACACUAGGCGGCAUCGCGAUGAUGUCGAUCAAUGGAUUGCUUUGAUUAUGGAACAAGGCUGGGCGAAUGGCAAGGAGUGGUUUGAUAACAUCCCGCUUGCCGGUGAAUUGUACGGCGAGGACGAGGAGGGAAACUCAUACCGCUAUCUGGAUGAGGAGGAUGCCGCGUUCAGAGGUGUAAAAUUGCCCAAACGCAACGAUGGCUCCGCUGGGGUUCGCACUGGGCAGUCGAACAAACCUACUCAUGGCGGGCUGUUGCCCGGUCUAGGCACUAUGAUGCAAGAUCGGGUGGACUAUUUGAGUGAGGACCGUCGGGAAGAUUAUGUGGAGUGGAAGGCAGAUAUUCUGGCUCGCAUUGGAGUGACUCCAAGGGCCGGGCGUGCUGCUGCGUGA